GCACGCCUCCCUGAACCCAUGGUCAGUCUCACAAUUGGAGGCAAGCCUAUUCCCUUCCUUGUAGACACUGGGGCUACCCGAUCCGUCAUAACCAAACCCUUGGCCCAGCCCUCCUCGCAUACCAUCACGGUCCAGGGGGCGACAGGCCAGCCAAUCAAACGCCCAUUCCUCAACCCCCUAAUUUGUCACACGGGGGGUAAAACUAUAACUCAUCAAUUUGUUUACAUGCCUGAGUGCCCUCUUCCCCUUAUGGGGCGAGACUUGUUGAGUAAAUUAAGGGCUCAGAUUUCUUUUGAGCCGGACGGUUCUACUUCUUUGACAUAUGGCAAGGUCUCUGUGGAGGUCCCCCAGGAGGAAGCAUGGCGCUUAAUGGCUGUACAUGAAAUCGUAGCAAACUCCGGUUGGGAGGAUUUUAAUGUCCCUUCCUUGUGGGCUGAGGACAACCCCCCUGGGUUUGCUCGCCAUCAGACGCCCAUUAUUGUUGAGGAGCUCCCUGCCAAACAUCCAAUUCGCCUUCGUCAAUGGGCUUACCCUAGACACAUUAUGCAAGCUAUACAGGGAGUAAUUGAUCUCUAUCUGGCACAUGACAUUCUGGUCCCUACUGAAUCGGCCUGGAACACCCCGAUCUUACCUAUUCCUAAGGGGGAUGGCCGUUUCCGUCCGGUUCAAAAUUUGAAGCCAGUAAAUGCCGCUACAGUGACUAUUCAUCCUUUGGUCCCAAAUCCGUACGUUAUUCUGGGCUUGAUUCCCCAGACUGCGUCAUGGUUUUCGGUCAUAGACCUUAAGGAUGCAUUCUUUACCAUCCCAGUCCAUAAAAAGAGUCAGCAUCUCUUUGCUUUUGAGUGGGAAAAUCUGGCUACUGGUCGUAAACAGCAGUAUACUUGGACCAGGUUGCCUCAAGGUUAUAAGAACUCCCCCACUCUGUUUGGGAAUGCCCUCGCAGCUGAUUUGGAAGCUUUGAACCUCCCCAAGCCGGAGGUCUUGUUGCAGUAUGUUGAUGACCUGCUGGUCACUGGCCAGACAAAGGACAUAUGCUGGCAAAACACUUAUGAUCUCCUACACCUUCUACAGCGACUGGGCUAUAAGGCUUCUCGGAAAAAGGCACAAUUGGUUUUGCAAAAAGUUAGAUGCUUGGGCUAUGAUAUUGAGCCUGGAAAACGCACCUUGGGUCAUGAAAGAAAGGAAGCUAUUUGCCGCCUCCCCACCCCACGGACCAAAAAGGAACUCCGGGGGUUUCUGGGGGCUGCUGGGUUUUGCCGUAUUUGGAUUCCUAACUUUAGCCUCCUUGCAAAACCCCUAUAUGAGGCUACCAGAGGCAGUGACCGAGAGCCGCUCCUCUGGCGAAAAGAGGAACAGAAAAGUUUCUCAAGUUUAAAACAUGCUCUGAUGCAAGCCCCCAGUUUGGGCUUGCCAGACUUAGACAAACCUUUUCAGUUAUUUGUGGAUACUAAACAAAAUGUUGCUGUCGGGGUUCUCACCCAAAGGUUAGGAACCUGGCAUCGCCCUGUAGCCUAUCUUUCCAAGCAGCUGGAUCCUGUUGCGAGGGGUUGGCCUGCCUGUCUCAAGGCUGUUGCUGGCACGGCCCUUCUUACUCAAGAGUCGUCCAAGCUCACCUUUGGCCAGGAACUUGAAAUACAAACCCCUCAUGCCUUGAAGGCUGUCUUGGAAACAAAAGGCCAUUUGUGGUUAACCAAUCCCCGAAUGCUUAAAUACCAAGGCCUGAUAACUCACAACCCCAUGAUUGUUCUAAAGCAAUCUACUUCCUUAAAUCCUGCAACUCUCCUUCCUGAACCUGAUCUUGAUGCAGCCCAUGAUUGUAUUCAGACUAUUGGGGAAACAUAUGCCAGCCGCCCUGAUAUGUCAGAUGUCCCACUUCCCCGUCCUGACUAUGUACUGUACACUGACGGCACUAGUUUCCUUCUGGAUGGGGUUCGCAAGGCUGGAUAUGCUGUUGUUACCCUUACUGAUAUAUGGGAAGCCGAACCCCUCCCUCCUGGUACUAGUGCACAGUUGGCGGAGCUCCAUGCUUUAACUAGAGCCCUUGAACUAUCUCAAAAUAUGGAUGUUACCAUUUACACAGAUUCAAAAUAUGCUUUUUUAACUGUUCAAGUCCACGGGGCAUUGUAUAAAGAGAGGGGACUUAUUACAGCAGGAGGAAGGGACAUCAAGUAUGGUCCACAAAUCCUCCGCCUGCUGGACAGUGUUUGGGCCCCUCGUAAGGUGGCUGUCAUGCACUGCAGGGGCCAUCAGAAAUCUCCCUCGGACACACAACUGGGUAACCAUAAGGCUGACCAGGAGGCUCGCCAUGCAGCGUUGCGACCUUUCAACCCGCAGGUGCACUGCCUCGCCUUAUGGGACCCCCCAGAAUCUAUGCAGCCUCAUUAUAGUGCAUCUGAACUUGCCCAAGCCCGUGAACUCGAUGCUUCCCAACAGGGGGGUUGGUGGGUCUUGCCCGAUUCUCGUGUUUUCCUCCCAGGCCACAUGGCCUGGGAUGUGGUUAAUCAGGUCCACGCGCUGCACCUGUGGCUGCCCCUUCUGGUGACACUCCGGAAGCUGUCCCUCUACGAACGGGAGCCGAAGAGGAACCCCCUGCAGGUAUUACUCCGGAGGCUAAUACCCAUCGCACGGGCAACGCUCCUCGCUUCACCCUGCGCUCUGGGAGGCAAGUCCCAUCGGCAUUGCCUUGAUUUCAUGUGCUGGUUUUGCCCCUGCCCCUGUGAUUCCUGCUGCUGUUCCCAUUGUAUUGAUUGUGUUUUGUGUAUUGACUGUGCCCUUAUUUGUGACAUAGUUGUUAUUGAACAAGUUCUUGAGGGAUUCUUCUAUUCCAAUUCCUCUGGCCAACGGGUCUAUACCCUAACGGCAACUCCUACGGUUCUCACAGCCCUUAGUCAACCACCUCUUACAUAUUCCUAUCAUUGGUCUUAAAUGGAUCCCGCUCAGCGCAUUCGUGAGACGGCUUGUAUUCGCCGUGGCCUUUUGCCUUCCAUUUGGGUUGUUAUUGUGCUUUUACUACUCAAUAUCAUUAUUAACUCUCUUUACCUUUAUCGCGUUUUGCUAGGAACAGGGGGGAAGGGGAGCUUGGACUUGGAGGGUCCCCUUUCGCCUCUUGACCAGGGCAAACGCUUCCCCGCGGAGGAUGACAUUUGGACAUGGUUGGGAGGAAAUACGACCCCUACAUUGGUACCAGCACGUUGUCCUUAUUGGUUGAGAAAAAGGCCACGGCCCGAGCCAUGGCCUGGUGGGAAUACCAGAAACUUAUCGAGGAAAGUAACAUCGAAAAUGAAACUUUGCAGUAAUUGUAUUACUUGGCAAAGUCUCAACAGGGGGGAAUGAAGGAGAGCCCCUCAUAUGGUGUAUCCUAACAGUAUGUAUCUUAAAGGCCUUGCUUUUAUAUCAUUUAUAGCGCAUCUAUAAAUGUAUUGCCCUUUCUCCUACAUCUGUACUCCUAGAAGGGAACUUGACAUUUGUAGCAAUCUGUCGUAACUAUAAUGUUGUAACCAUUGUAAUUGUGUAACUGGCACGUAUUGUAUACCCAUAUACUUCUGCUUUUGUACUUUUCCAGGUUACUUCUGUAUUUGUACUUUUCCAGUUUAACUAUCUGUAUGUAUGCAUAUUGAGGAACUGAAGUAUGCUAUGAUCAUGAAACCUAUAAAACCUGCCUCAGGGCGUUGCUCGGGGCUCAGUAUUUGUCAGGUUACUGCACUGGGCCUAUUGCUAGCAAUAUUCAAUAAAGCCUGUUUUCUCUGGA
Molecule: messenger RNA, 3748 nt
Organism: Pantherophis guttatus
Lineage: Eukaryota; Metazoa; Chordata; Lepidosauria; Squamata; Colubridae
Source: RefSeq, a predicted model, not a curated record